Messenger RNA from Bipolaris victoriae FI3, 1323 nucleotides. RefSeq lists its product as hypothetical. Gene Ontology annotation, cellular component: actin cortical patch; Arp2/3 protein complex. Lineage: Eukaryota; Fungi; Ascomycota; Dothideomycetes; Pleosporales; Pleosporaceae. Gene Ontology annotation, biological process: Arp2/3 complex-mediated actin nucleation. Gene Ontology annotation, molecular function: actin filament binding. The record is from RefSeq and is a predicted model, not a curated record. The transcript is spliced from 5 exons. Bases 1 to 1323 code for a protein of 440 amino acids.
AUGGCGUCCCAAACCCCCGCCGUUGUCAUGGACAACGGUACGGGAUACUCGAAGCUCGGUUUCGCCGGCAACGACUCCCCAUCCUUCGUCUUUCCCACCGCGAUAGCUACCAAGGGCCCAACUGGCGGUACCGGCGGAUCUGGCUCUGGACGCCCAGCUGUCGCGAACAAACCCUCAUUUCUGACCGGUGGUGCUGGUCCUGGUGGACAUCUUUCUGGAAAACGAGGCACCGAAGACCUGGACUUCUUCAUUGGUGAUGAAGCUCUGGCCGCAGCAGGAGGCGCGGGCUAUGGCAUCAACUACCCAAUUAGACACGGCCAGAUAGACAACUGGGAUCUCAUGGAGCGUUUCUGGUCCAAUUCGAUAUUCAAGUACCUGCGAGUAGAGCCGGAAGACCACCACUUCCUGCUCACUGAACCCCCAUUGAACCCCCCAGAGAACCGCGAAGCCACCGCCGAGAUCAUGUUCGAGUCCUUCAACGUCGCCGGUCUCUACAUUGCCGUGCAAGCUGUGCUUGCAUUGGCCGCGUCAUGGACAAGCUCCAAGGUGCAGGACAGAUCCCUCACGGGUACCGUCAUCGACUCCGGUGCUGGUGUUACACACGUUAUCCCAGUUGCUGAAGGUUACGUCAUUGGCUCCUCAAUCAAGAGUGUCCCCAUUGCCGGUCGAGACAUUACCAACUUUGUCCAAUCGCUCCUCCGAGAACGUGGCGAGCCUGACUCGUCCCUUCAGACCGCUGAACGCAUCAAAGAGGAAUUCUGUUACGUCUGCCCAGAUAUCGUGAAGGAGUUUGCACGCUUCGACCGCGAAUCAGACGACCGCUUCAAGAAGUACACGGUCAACUACCCCAAUGGCAGGACCGCCUCCGUAGACGUCGGUUACGAGCGCUUUCUUGCACCUGAAAUCUUCUUCAACCCCGAGAUCUACUCCUCCGAUUUCUUGACCCCGCUACCCACCAUUGUCGAUACCGUCAUUCAGUCCUCACCCAUCGAUGUACGUAGGGGACUGUACAAGAACAUUGUUCUGUCUGGUGGUUCAACACUCUACAAAGACUUUGGUCGCCGCUUGCAGCGUGACAUUAGACACAUGGUUGAUGCCAGGAUCAAGGCCUCUGAAGCACGGAGUGGAGGUGCAAAGAGUGGUGGUUUGGAUGUACAGGUCAUUACUCACAAGAGACAAAGACACGGUCCUUGGUUCGGAGGUAGUUUGCUCGGACAGACGCCCGAGUUCAAGAGCUAUUGCCAUACCAAGGCGGAGUACGAUGAAAUCGGCCCCAGUAUUGUCAGACGGUUCGCCCUGCUCGGUGGACCAGGAAGCUCGUAA